Molecule: messenger RNA, 576 nt
Organism: Perkinsus marinus ATCC 50983
Lineage: Eukaryota; Perkinsozoa; Perkinsida; Perkinsidae
Product: 40S ribosomal protein S13, putative
Exons: 1
Coding region: 27-482 (151 amino acids)
Biological process (GO): translation
Cellular component (GO): nucleolus; cytosolic small ribosomal subunit; ribosome
Molecular function (GO): small ribosomal subunit rRNA binding; structural constituent of ribosome
Source: RefSeq, a predicted model, not a curated record
CGAAUAUCUCCACUACCUCCGCCACCAUGGGUCGAAUGUAUGGAAGAGGUAAGGGCAUCUCGUCCAGUGCCCUGCCCUAUCGUCGUAGGACUCCCGGUUGGGUCAAGAUGACUCCUGAGGAUUGCGCUGAGAACAUCUGCAAGCUGGCUAAGAAGGGUCUUACUCCUUCCCAGAUUGGUGUCACCCUUCGUGAUUCCUUCGGAGUCCCCCAGGUCCGCUUCCUCACUGGUAACAAGAUCUUACGUAUCCUCAAGCUCAGAGGUUUGGCCCCUGAGCUCCCUGAGGAUCUCUACCAUCUCAUGAAGAAGGCCGUCUCUAUUCGCAAGCAUAUGGAGCGCAACCGCAAGGACAAGGAUGCUAAGUUCCGUCUUAUUUUGGUUGAGUCCAGGAUCUACAGAUUGGCCCGUUACUACCGUCGUGAGAAGCGUCUCCCUGCAUCCUGGAAGUACAGUCCCCUCCAGGCUGCUGCCGCUGUUUCUUAAGCUGCUGCUGCUGGUUUUGAUGGAAAGUCGAUGAUCCCUGUACUGGGAGUAUUGCACUCGAGAUUCCGGUGAUGAUCUGGAGAGUAUGUGGAUA